UUCCCAACCAAGGACGCACUGGCACUCUGGCACUCUGGGUGAAUCGACCGGUUUGAGACAAUCAAGAUGGCGAUCAACCUGUUUGUCUUCUUUCCACACCCUAGCGCCUCCCUUCCCACUCGUGGACGUGGUGUGAUUAAACUAAGGGUAUUGGCGCUGCUACCCUUCUAUCUGACCUUGCCUUGACCUUGGUUGGUGUCAUCACUACCUUACCUUCCAAGGUUACCUUCACCACCACCGCCUGUUCCCGUAGAAAAACAACCUCGUUCGCUGCUUAAGUUGAAUAAGACCCCCUCCAACACCCUCUUCCCCAGAGAACCCAAUUGUCGUCCUUCCCAACCUCUACUCACCGUCGUCGAAACGCCAGCUGAAUCCACCAAAAACUUAUUCACCCAUUCCUGAGCGGUUAACCGAUAAACAUAGCCAAGAUGGGCCUCUUCGGCAUGGCAGCGAGCUACCUCGCCUUCUCCGUCCUCCACUUCUUCCAGUUCGUCCUGGCCGUCACCGUAUGCGGCCUCUACGCCGUCGACCUCAACCGCGCUAGAAGCGAGGGGAGCUACACCGACGGGAAAUGGGUCUUUGCUGUUGUGGUCGGCGCCCUCUCCGCCGUUACGGCUCUGCUCUACUUCAUCCCCUUCAUCCUGCGCUUCGCCAUCGUCUGGAUCUGGGAUGCCAUCCUCUUCAUCCUCUGGAUCGCCUUGUUCGGUCUCUUUGGUAAUAUGUACAUCAAGGAGAACGCAGAGGGCGACAGCGGCAUCCAGCGCAUGAAGAACGCCGUAUGGGUCGACUUGGCCAACGCCCUCCUCUGGCUCGUCAGCGCCCUGGCGACCGCCGCCUACUGGUGGAGACACCGCGAGCGCCGCACCCGAUUCACCGGCCGUGGAAAGGUCUAAACGAGAUGUUGCAAAGCGAACAAUGGACCAACACACCCAGAGGCGGAUAGAGCUCGUCUACCGAGUUAAUUCAGAAUGGGAUAGUAUGGGGGGGGGGGGGG
Colletotrichum godetiae is the source of this 994-nucleotide messenger RNA. RefSeq lists its product as uncharacterized. The transcript is spliced from 3 exons. The coding region runs from base 429 to 893 and encodes 154 amino acids. Lineage: Eukaryota; Fungi; Ascomycota; Sordariomycetes; Glomerellales; Glomerellaceae. The record is from RefSeq and is a predicted model, not a curated record.